Molecule: messenger RNA, 1350 nt
Organism: Neoarthrinium moseri
Lineage: Eukaryota; Fungi; Ascomycota; Sordariomycetes; Amphisphaeriales; Apiosporaceae
Exons: 2
Coding region: 1-1350 (449 amino acids)
Biological process (GO): proteolysis
Molecular function (GO): cysteine-type endopeptidase activity
Source: RefSeq, a predicted model, not a curated record
AUGUCCUAUAACCAAGGCUACGGCGGCGGCGGCGGCGGCGGAUAUCCUGGAGGCGCCUACCCGGGGAGUAACUAUGGCCAGCCUCCCCCAGGUCCGCCGCAACAGCAGUGGCAGCAGCCACACCAUGGCGGCGGCUACGGUGGUGGUGGUGGAUAUGGUGGUCCUCCUCCUGGCCCGCCGCCUCCGCAGUCGCAAUACGGCUACGGCGGCCAGGGCCACUACCAACAAGGCCCUCCUCCUCCCCAGGGCGGCUACAAUCGCUAUCCUCCCCCGAGCGGCCCUCCUCCCCAGGGCUACGACAGCUACGGCUAUCCCAUCAACGCCGCCCCCGCCCACGGCGGCUACAACUCUGGCUACGGCGACCAGGGCCGCUCCAACGCCGCCGCGCCGCCGCACAACCCCCAGCAGUUCGGCCACGGCGCCCCCUCCAACUACACCUUCCAGUACUCCCACUGCACGGGAAAGCGCAAGGCCUUGCUGAUCGGCAUCAACUACUUCGGCCAGAGCGGCGAGCUGAGGGGCUGCAUUAACGACACCAAGAAUGUCUCGAGCUUCCUCAUGGAGCGCUACAACUACAAGCGCGAGGACAUGAUCAUCCUGACCGACGACGCCCACGACCCCGUGCUGCAGCCCACCGCCGCCAACAUCCGCCGCGCCAUGCAGUGGCUGGUCAACGGCGCCCGGGCCGACGACGCCCUGUUCCUGCACUACUCGGGCCACGGAGGCCAGACGGCCGACCUGGACGGCGACGAGGAGGACGGCACCGACGAGGUCAUCUACCCUGUCGACUACAAGACGGCCGGUCACAUUGUCGACGACGAGAUCCACAUGAUGGUCGUGCGGCCGCUGCAGGCCGGCGUGCGGCUGACGGCCAUCUUCGACUCGUGCCACUCGGGCUCCGUGCUCGACCUGCCCUACAUGUACAGCACCAAGGGCGUGCUGAAGGAGCCCAACCUGGCCGCCGAGGCCGGCCAGGGCCUGCUCAAGGCCUUCUCCUCGUACGCCUCGGGCGACAUGGGCGGCGUGGCCUCGUCCAUCCUCGGCUUCGCCAAGAAGGCCUACAAGGGCGACGACGCCUACCAGAAGACCAAGGAUACCCGGACCUCGCCCGCCGACGUCAUCAUGUGGUCCGGCAGCAAGGACUCCCAGACGAGCGCCGACGCCACCAUCGCCCAGCAGGCGACCGGCGCCAUGUCGUGGGCUUUCAUCACGGCCAUCAAGCAGAACCCCAAGCAGAGCUACGUCGAGCUGCUGAACAGCAUCCGCGACGUGCUGGAGACCAAGUAUUCGCAGAAGCCACAGCUGAGCUGUAGUCAUCCCCUGGAUACGAAUUUGUUGUUCGUCAUGUAA